Molecule: messenger RNA, 930 nt
Organism: Drosophila gunungcola (fruit fly)
Lineage: Eukaryota; Metazoa; Arthropoda; Insecta; Diptera; Drosophilidae
Product: NKAP family protein CG6066-like
Exons: 1
Coding region: 1-912 (303 amino acids)
Source: RefSeq, a predicted model, not a curated record
AUGACACAGCCAAAAGAAAACAGCAAAACUACACAUGGCCACCGAGCAGAGAAACGAUAUUUAUCUCGUUGUUCUUCUGAGGAACCCGAAAUAAUACCUUCCAGACGUUCGAGGUUACAUUCUAGGGAAAUAAAUACUAAGACUCCUUGUGCGUCACCUAAAUCUUCCAAAAAUAAAUACAGAUUCCAAGAAGAUUUAACCUUAGCUAAAUCGAAAAACUCCAAAAAGUCGAUAGCUGAACACAAAAAUGCUGAUUCUGAGUCAAAACAAAGUUCAAUGACCCAGCGAAAAGACAACAGCAAAACUACUCAUAGCCACCGAGCAGAAAAACGAUAUUUAUAUCGUAGUUCCUCUGAGGAACCCGAUAUAAUUCCCUCCAGACGUUCGAGGUUGCAUUCGAGGGAAAAUAAUAAUACUAAGACUCCUUGUGCGUCACCUAAAUCUUCCAAAACAAGUUACAAAACAUCUAAAACGCUACCUAACUCACCGAGUCCAUUUAGAAACAUUCCUGAACAAAAAACUCAAUCUGUAAAACCAUUUCCUAGUACAGCAACCAACAAUUCCUACUGUCAGUCAAAAAUAGCUAAUACACAAAACAAUACUUCUGCAAAAACAACAGUCGAUCAUGUAAGGAAAACUUCUAAACAAAAAAACCAAAACAUUAGUCGAACAGCAAGCCCCGUCCCUUCACCCAAGCGCAAGAAAUCAAAGUCUGGGACAGCAGACCAAGAAAAUGUGGCGAUCUAUUGUGAGCCAAAAUCAGAGAGCGAAAAAAUAAAGGCGAUUAGUGCCAUAGUAUCCACACUGUUGCCCGAGCAGAAGGCCUGUUUGGCCAGAAAGAGGAUGAUGAUGAAGAUGGCCAUGGAACAGAAGGUGACUACCAGGAGGAAAAGUCUAAGGGACAUUCGAUAGGGAAUACUGAAAUACAUA